AUGAAGUGGCUUGUGCUCCUUGGGCUGGUGGCCCUCUCAGAGUGCAUAGUCAUAAUCCCUAUAACGAAGAUGAAGUCCUUGCAAAGAAUCCUCAUGGAAAAUAACUUGCUGAGAAGUUUUCCGGAGCCACAAUCUUAUACCCUGUCCCAGAAGUUGACUCUUGACCAGAAUUUCUCAUCUCAUCCCCCAAAGAACCUCAUGGACGCGAGUGCAUUGGGAGAAUGCAUCACCACUGCAACACCACCUCAAGAGUUCCAGGUCAUCAAUGACACCAGCUCGUCUGACCUGUGGGUGGCCUCUGUCUACUGCCGAAGUCCCUCCUGCUCUGCAUACCAGACAUAUGACCCCAAGAUGUCCACCACCUUCCAAUGCAAGUGGAGGAAAUUCAACCUCUACUGUGGCUUUGCAAAGAUAACAGGAGUUCUUGCCAGUGAAACUGUUCAGCCCAGCCUCACUUCCCAACCCUUUAUGUGGGAACACUCUCCUGUCUCACAAAUAGGGACAGCUGAUGCCAAGAACCAGACAUUUGGCCUGACCAAGAAUAAGAUUGGUGGGUUCCUGGAAAAUUCACCUUAUGAUGGCGUCCUUGGCUUGGCGUUCCCCAGCCUCGCCAGGCGUGAAGCCACCCCUCUCUUUGACAACGUGAAGAGACAAGGAGUCAUUUCUGAACCUGUCUUUGCCUUGUUCAUGAGCAGCUGGCCGCAGAAGAGCAGCUUGCUGAUGCUUGGUGGGGUGGACCACGCCUACCACAAGGGAGCUCUCAAGUGGGUACCGGUGACCCAAGCCCGCGUAUGGCAGAUAACCAUGGACCGCAUCUCCAUAAACAAAAUGGUGGUUGCUUGUUCUCACGGAUGUCAGGCUAUUGUGGACAGUGGGAGCUCAGUGCUGGCUGGCCCAACUCAAGUGGUCCACAACAUCUUCAAACACAUCAACCCCAAUCCCAAAGAGAAAAACCAGGCAAAGGGUCAUGCCACAGGAUCAUUCUUGGGCUCCCCACACACCAAGGAUCACCUGGGCCAACCUCUCUCCUGCUUUCUUUUACAGCAGUUGAUUUCAUGUGAUCAGGCCAAGACCCUGCCUCCUAUUAACUUCACUAUCAAUGGCAUGCACUUCCCAGUGUCCCCUAAAUACUACAUCCAGAAGGUUUUUGAGGACAUCUGCUUUGUCAGCUUUCAAGGGGGCACAGAAUACAUGAGCCCCUCAGACACCUGGAUCCUGGGUGACAUCUUCCUGAAAGCAUAUUUCACAGUUUUCGAUCGGGGAAACUAUAGGAUCGGCCUGGCUCCCUCAGUGUAA
Rangifer tarandus platyrhynchus (Svalbard reindeer) is the source of this 1296-nucleotide messenger RNA. The record is from the annotation of a GenBank genome assembly. Lineage: Eukaryota; Metazoa; Chordata; Mammalia; Artiodactyla; Cervidae.